Wallemia ichthyophaga EXF-994 is the source of this 1530-nucleotide messenger RNA. Its product is annotated as SH3 domain-containing protein. Gene Ontology annotation, molecular function: phosphatidylinositol binding. The transcript is spliced from 9 exons. The coding region runs from base 1 to 1530 and encodes 509 amino acids. The record is from RefSeq and is a predicted model, not a curated record. NCBI's taxonomy places the organism in Eukaryota, Fungi, Basidiomycota, Wallemiomycetes, Wallemiales, Wallemiaceae.
AUGGGCAAAGCCAAAAAGCUCAGCAAAGAGGAGGAAACGAGAGACAAGAGGAGGUGGAUGCGCUGGAGCAGUGCAGCGACUGUAAAAGGAAUAGCUUUUAGUGAUUUCGCAGGCAGCUACAUCAACGCAGGCGCUGAGAAACUCGGGGCACAAAGAUUCUGGCCUACGUCUGGUGAUAUGCCCCUCGAAAUCGAUAAGGCAGAGAAAGUCAUCAGGGCGUUCACUACCGAGGGUAUAGCAGUAGACGAGCCAAUCGGUGAAGAAGGAAGGCAAGGUCGUCGUAGAGUUUUCAGGAAAAUCGCUCCGAAUGUCAUGGCCUCCGCCAAAGGUAUCGUAGUCUACACAGCUAUGCGCUCCGGUAUGAUGCCUUUCGGUGGUGCUGGUGGUAGUGGUAUCGUUAUCGCUAGAUUGCCCGACGGCAACUGGUCUGCACCGUCGUGUAUUUGCCCAAACAAUGCGACUGUUGGUCUCUUGUUUGGAUUGGACGUGUACGAUGUUGUGCUCGUGUUGCGUUCACAAAAGGCUCUAGAUGGCUUUAAGGGCAAGGCUAAUGUUACUCUGGGUGCUGAGCUUGCCGUGGCUGCUGGGCCUGUUGGUGCUGGUGUAUCAGUCGAGUCUGGCGUAGAUAAGAGCCCUAUUUGGUCUUAUAUUCGAAGUAAAGGCUUCUACGUCGGUACUGAAUUGAUGGGACAAGUUUUUCUCGACAGAUUCGAUGAGAAUGAGAGGUUUUACUACUGGCCUGGACUGAAAUCCGGUCAAAUUUUGGCCGGUAAGGUGCGACCGCCGCUAGAGGCAGAAAAGUUGUACCGAACACUCUACGAGGCAGAGACAGGUAUAGCCCAGGGACAAAGUCUGGAGUAUGAGGCGACGAUAUCUGAAGAUGUAUUGACUGAUCUCGAUCUGAAUGAGAACGAGACAUUGAGAUUACCACCUACACCAGAGCAGCUUGAUAAGUUUGAGAGACAGGGGUAUAAGGACGAGCUUGAUAUUGAAGCGGAGCAAAAAGAGCGUGAAGAGAUACUGGCGUUACCUGCACCACCUAGACAUCCAUCGAUUCUCAACUACCUAGCGAGGAAACAGCAAGGACUAGCACUAACGGAGGUUACAGAAGACGAAGAGAGCGAGAAAGAGGAGAAGGAUGAAAGGAGUGGGAAAGGGGAAGAUGAAGAGGUGUUUGAUUCAAGUCAAGCAACCUCGAAGGAAGAUAUGCUUUAUAGAUUGAGGGAAGAAGAGCUUAACAGGGAGCUGGAAGAGUUGGAUAUGGAUUCAGAUUCUGAUGAAGAAAAGGACAAUAAGCAAGACAAUCAAGACACGGUCGAUAAGGUUGAAACAACGAAUAUACCACCAGCGUUGCCACCGCGCAGACCAGUUGCUAAGCCAGAGUUACCACGACGCGCUGAUAGAAAGUCUUUGAGUGGAAAUGAGAAGACAAGCAGGAGUAGCACACCGCCUCCUAGCUAUAAUCUGCAAGACAAGAAACAUACGCCAGUGGAUACACGCUCAACGACAGAGUUUUCUGAGAUAAUGUAA